Messenger RNA from Ostrinia nubilalis (European corn borer), 4257 nucleotides. RefSeq lists its product as uncharacterized. NCBI's taxonomy places the organism in Eukaryota, Metazoa, Arthropoda, Insecta, Lepidoptera, Crambidae. Gene Ontology annotation, cellular component: plasma membrane. Gene Ontology annotation, molecular function: odorant binding; olfactory receptor activity. Gene Ontology annotation, biological process: sensory perception of smell; detection of chemical stimulus involved in sensory perception of smell. The transcript has 8 exons. The record is from RefSeq and is a predicted model, not a curated record. The coding region runs from base 90 to 2468 and encodes 792 amino acids.
AUGAAUAGGGUCGGGGUAUAUAAACGAGGUGCAGACAUUUUUUCCUAUCAUUCGUUUUUGAAAUCACUUUCGACGUAAAGACGCUCACUAUGAUAACCAAAUUUUUGCAAAGCUUCGAAGAUCCAGACAAACCAUUUUAUGGUCCAAAUUUUUGGAUCUUAACGAAAACUGGCUUGAUACUACCUGAAAACAAAAUAGCAAAAGCAUUAUACAUCUUGAUGCAUGAAAUUGUUGCAUUUUUCGUGUUUACUCAGUACAUGGAGCUCUACAUAAUAAGAUCAAACUUAGAUUUGGUGCUAACUAAUCUCAGGAUUUCUAUGUUGAGUGUCGUCUGUGUUGUUAAAGCUAAUACGUUUGUAUUUUGGCAAGAAAAAUGGAACAAAAUCAUCGACUACUUAACUGAAGCAGAUAGCGUUGAACGGUACAGCAACGAUCCAGAAAGGAAGAAAAUCAUUGACAAAUAUACAAACUACAGUCGUAGAGUGACAUACACCUACUGGGUAUUGGUUUUUAUCACCUUAGCGACUACGAUUGGAUCUCCAUUCAUUCAUUUCGUAUCUGCAUCAUAUCGUGAGAGCCUACGCAAUGGGACUGAACUAUUUCCUCAUAUCUUAAGUUCCUGGAUGCCCAUCGAUAAGAACCAUUCGCCUGGUAUUUUUAUUACGAUUGUGUGGCAUUCUACUGUAACUUCUUAUGGAGCUUUGAUAAUGUCAUCGUACGACACCAGUAUUAUGGUCAUCAUGGUUUUCUUUGGCGGAAAGUUGGAUGUACUACGCGAGAGAUGCAAGCAAAUGCUGGGCACUGGUGAAGUUGAACUCAGCGAUGAUGAAGUAGCUGCCAGAGUCCGAGAACUCCACAAUACUCAUGUUCUCAUCAUGAAACAUUUAAGAUUAUUUGACUCCGUGUUGUCGCCGGUUAUGUUUGUCUAUGUGGUGAUGUGUUCUCUGAUGUUAUGUGCAAGUGCAUACCAACUUACUUCUGCCACUAACGCUGCUCAGAAGCUUCUAAUGGCGGAGUAUUUAAUUUUUGGAAUAGCACAGUUGUUUAUUUUCUGUUGGCACAGCAACGACGUUCUUGUGAAAUCUGAAAAUGUGAUGCUCGGUCCCUACGAAAGUCGAUGGUGGGAUGCGAAUGUUCGCCAAAGGAAAAGUAUUUUGCUCCUUGCUGGCCAGCUGCGAAUCAGCAAAGUACUCAGCCCGUUUGCUAUGGAAAACCAAAACCCUCAAGAGAGAUCCGUUCCGAUUCAAUAUGUUCGCGGAUCCAGAGCGUUUCGUCAGUUCAAGAAUCCACCUCAACCGCACAUGUGUAUCCAGGAUACUAUAAAAGACACGACAGAAAAACUAUUCAUAAACGUGUUGGGGUGGCAGAAAAUAGCUAAUCCAAAGCAGUACAAUGAUCCUAUCCCAUUGUAUGGAGGAAUGCAGGUGCCGCAAGGCUGUGGACCAAACAGUAAUAGGCCUCCUCUCUUAGUAUUCGCAGUAAUGGUAAAUCCAGAUAUCUUGAAAGCAAAUGGCAAGAAUGCAACUAAUCCAACUGACAGAGAGGCCCUUGUGAGCCUCCUUUGUGACUUUGUAGAGGCCAUGAACCCGGGUCUGCUUCUGACUCGGAGUCCUGUUAUCCUUAAAGACAGGGACCUCGCUGGGGAGCUAAAAGAUGUGUGGCUCGCUGUCCAAAACAAACGGGAGCGGGAAAAGGGGAUGAGCCAAGAUGUUAUGUAUAAGGUGUAUGACAUUGAUGGAAUUGGCAAUGAGGACAUCAAUGAAGAAGAUAAAAUGAAUUCAAAAAAUUGUAAGCAAAAUGACUGUGGCUCCCCCAAUAGAUCACACAGUGACAAGAAGAAUGUUGUUAAAUCAUCCAAACAAAUUCUAAUGAAUGCUGGACAAAAGUCUGAAUUUGAUUCGGGGAUGAACAAUUGCCAACUGAAUCAGAACCAUCCCAGUAGAGACAACAGGUGCAGCACAACACAAGCAGACACUACGUACUGCACCCCGGUCUACGGCCAGAUAGUGUCGAGCAGAGAAAAUCACAAUCAAAUCAAUGAUAUACAACAAAAAUUUUCAUCAAGUGAAACGACAAAACCCUCAAGCUCCUUUAGGAAAGAUUGGAAUCCAGUUCAUGGUAAAACCACUGAAGGCUGGGAUGAAUUUUCCAAACGUAACAUAUCCUCUAUAAGCAAAGAAGGCGAUGUGAAAAAACAGAGGUACAUCAAAAACGAAAAAGAUAAUAAGCAAGUGAGUAACGGUAAGUCUCAGUACGAUUUCUUUCCUGUCUUUGACAAUAAAGCUGUUGAUGAGGGUUCGGACUCCAACGAAGAAAGCAACACUCCUGAAAAUAGUAAAGAACAAGAAUUAAGUAACGAGGACAAUUCUAAAAUAAUUUUAGAUGCAGUGCAGAAGCUAGUUCUGCAGCCGACUGAUAACAAACUAUGUGAUAAUAAGACAAGUGCUCUCAGCUCAAUAAGCUCAUAAUUUUAAAGCUUUUACAAACAAUUUUGUAUGGCAGGUAAAUUUGUAUCGCUUAGAUGCUGUUUGUGGGACAUGGUAUAUUGUAAUUAUGAUCAAAUGUGACAGCAAUAUGAAAUGUUAGCACACAACUAGUCAGAUUCUUUUUGAAUAAUGAAUAAGCAGUUUUGAAUUGCUUGUUACUGACCGUAAGUAAAUAAUUCUUUAAAUAAGACAGGUAAGAAAAAUGAUACUGUUGUUUUCACAGAAUGUUUGUGUGAAUUUUAAAUUCAGAUAUAUACCUUAGGAUUAAACUUUGCUAUGUUUGAUACAAUUUGACGAAUGAUGGUGGAUUUAAGCUAUUGUGCAUGCAGUGUGAGAGUUUAUUUGUUUACAUGGUUGUGUAUUUUCAUAGGAUAUUUGCGUGAACACGAUCAAAUUGACGCGUGACAUGUAUUUAUUGAUGAUGCUAAAUGAGUGAAUUUUGUAUAUUGCUAUAUGUUUCAUUGUUGCCAAUUUGAAAUUUAAUAUUUUAAAGUUGAUACAUUAAUGAACAAGAUUGAUAUAGUUUUUAAAAUGUAUUGCUCAUUAAAAUUCUAAACAUUUCGCUAACAAUUUUAUUCAAUAAAAGAAACUUGAUCUCACUUUUUAUAAUAACGUAAUCCUGUUGUGUCUAGAUGAAUGUCAAACACUGCCAAAAUGAAUACCUUUUCACAUACGUAUUUGCAUAAAUUGAUUUAGAUCUAACUUGAAGUAAAUCUCAAAUAGAGUUAGUAACCAAAUAUUGUUAGGGUAAAUUUUAUAAUGGUUGUUUAGUCAGCUUAUAAUCCAGUGUAAUUUUAAGUUAUAUUCAAAUGUGCAAUUUUUUGGUUCUCAUAACUGUUUAUUUUGUUAAAGUAUUUUUAUAUUUGUAUUUGCUGUUAUUGUGUACAUAUAAUUUUUAUUAUAAAUAAAUUAGUCUCAAUGUGCUUUAUUUAAAACUUUUGCUUAUGUAACUUGUGGCGUUUGGAGUAAUAUACUCAAUUUAAUUUGCAUUAUGUAUCUGAUUUGUAUUACUUCUUUUUACUCCAAGUAAAUAUUCCAUGCACAAUGCAUAAAAAACAGAUAUUUAUGUGUAUUUCUUAAAAAUUAUGUAUAUUUUUCUUUAAUGUAAUUGAAUUUUAAUGUCACAUUGAGUAAGUACAUCAUAAAUAUUGAUUAUUAUUAAUUAUAUAGUAUAUUUUAAAGAGUGAUCUAUUUUAUUAUAGUUUUAACUGCACAUUAUUACUAGUUUUGUCAAGCAGUUCAUGUAUUAACGACACAAGUUGCAUUUAUUUUGUGUAAUACAUAUUUUUAACGUGCUACCUUUAGAGUUAAUUUUGUAAUGUAAAGAAAAAGUAUUCACGAUUUCAUUUUAUAAUAGCUUUAGAUAGGCAAUUUAAUUUUAGUAUUUUUAGCAUUUAUAUUUUGCCCAUGCAUGGCAGUGAUUAAAUUGUAUUCAAUAAUGUUCCUUUUCUACUAAUUUUAUCUCGAAUAUUUUCUAGAUUGAUAUGAUAGUAUUAUUAUUGAAAAACUUAUAGCAGGAUAACUUCACUUUUUCUCAAAAGUUGGCAGCUUUAUACAAUGAGUUAAUAUUUAGAUCAAAGUUUACAAGAGAUUAUGCAUAUUACUGUUGUAAAAUAUAAAUACCAGAUCUACUUUGUAUGGAAAUAAUUAGAUUUUGUGUUAUACUGUAUCUUGGAAAAUGUAACUUUAUGUACUACAUAUAGAGGAUUUCAAUAUCAGAUCUCUUGUUUACAUACAGUAUUCAAAAUUACAUGUCAUUUACAAGACUGGU